AUGCCUUCGCAAAAGAGUAUUCAAGCUGGUCUGUCGCUCAUCGAGAGUGACAAGUCCAAGCUCCUAGGCUUGAGCGUCGGAAAGCACGGCAACGUCGAGCCAGGAGUGUACAUUCCCCGCGCAGAUGCCCAGUCGCCUCCUAAGAUCUCUUUCCCCGGUCUGUCAACCGACAAGACCUACUUUGUCGUAUCUCUGGAUAUCGAUGCGCCGUUCCCAUCCUUUGGCGUGCUUGGACCCAUUCUACACUGGAUCCAGCCCGGAGUCAAGGCCAGUGAAUCGGGAGAGCUCGAUCUUAGCGCUCCCUUCGUUGCCAACUAUAUUGGUCCUGCGCCCCCGCCUGGUAGCAGUCCCCACCGCUAUACAUUCUACCUCUACGAAGAGCCUGCUGGAUUCGAUACUGCAAAGUAUGCUCCGGCCAAUGGUCAGAAACUAGGAAAUUGGACCCGGAUCAGAUAUGACCUUGAUGCCUGGGCGAAGGAGAUUAACUUGGGUCCUGUCUUGGCAUUCAACUACUUUUUCAGUAACUAG
Penicillium verhagenii is the source of this 528-nucleotide messenger RNA. RefSeq names its product YbhB/YbcL family Raf kinase inhibitor-like protein. The transcript has 2 exons. Lineage: Eukaryota; Fungi; Ascomycota; Eurotiomycetes; Eurotiales; Aspergillaceae. Gene Ontology annotation, biological process: regulation of proteolysis; regulation of Ras protein signal transduction. The record is from RefSeq and is a predicted model, not a curated record. Bases 1 to 528 code for a protein of 175 amino acids. Gene Ontology annotation, molecular function: peptidase inhibitor activity; phospholipid binding.